This is a messenger RNA of Lethenteron reissneri (Far Eastern brook lamprey), 1338 nucleotides long. Its product is annotated as dual specificity tyrosine-phosphorylation-regulated kinase 4-like. The record is from RefSeq and is a predicted model, not a curated record. Lineage: Eukaryota; Metazoa; Chordata; Hyperoartia; Petromyzontiformes; Petromyzontidae. Gene Ontology annotation, biological process: peptidyl-threonine phosphorylation; peptidyl-serine phosphorylation. Gene Ontology annotation, molecular function: protein serine/threonine kinase activity; ATP binding.
AUGUCCGCAGCAAUCCUGGCUCUCUUCGAGCCUCACCUCACCGAGCGCCAGAAGCUUGAGCUCACCACGAUGGACGAGAUCUGGUACUUUACUCUGGACGACGGCGAGGAGGAAACGUCGCGAGGCGGCAUCAGGAACCACGGCUACGAUGACCAAGAGAACAAUUACAUUCCUGUCAAGCACGAGCACUUCAACUACCGAUUUCAGCUGGACAGGAAGAUCGGGCAGGGCGGGCAGGGCGUGGUCGUGCGGUGUCUGGACCACAAGACGCAGACUCUGGUGGCGGUCAAGAUCCUCGCCUCUCCCACCCACUUCAAGGACGAAGCGUACCAGAUGAUGGAGCUGCGGAUGUCCAUGGAGCUCCAGACGGUCCGUAGUGACGUGGACUACAACGUAGCCAACGUCAUGGAUAUUUUUUACUUCCGGGGACACAAAUGCAUCGUAAUGGAGCUGUUGAAGAAGAGCCUCCAUCAGGUGCUCAUAGAUAUGGGGCAGUGGCGCAUCGACGAGGACGAUUUGAGGUCGUACGCCAGGGGCAUCGUCCGCUUCCUCGACUACACCAAGUACCGGGGCAUCGUCCACGGGGACAUCAAGCCGGGCAAUGUUCUCUUGAAGAACAACUCAAGCAGUGUGGUCAGAGUCACCGACUUCGGCUUCAGCUUCUUUGUGGACCAACAAACGUCGUUCAUUGGAGGCACCCUCCCCUACAUGGCCCCCGAGGUGGUUCUGGGCUACCCGGCCACCUGCGCCGCAGACAUGUGGUCCCUGGGCUGCACCGUCGCCAAGCUGGUCAUCAGAAAGGAGCUCUUCGUCUCCGACAUGAACAACGACCACGUGGCCUGCUGCAUCGAGGGAUGUGGGGCGCAGCUCGUGAACUUCGUGAAAUGCUGCCUGCAAGUUAAGACUGAGGAGAAGCCCCUAUCAUCAUCAUCGUCAUUCUCACUGCUCGACCACAUCGAUGGAGAGCGGUUGAAGCUUGUGGAAGAGGAGGUGAAAGAGGAGAAAGAAAAAAACGAGACGGAGAAGGAUGAGAACAAGGAUAAUGAGGAGAAGGACAAAGAUGGGAAUGAGAAGGACAAAUAUGGGAAUGAGGAAGAGGACAAACAUAAGAAGGAGGAGGAUACUACAGAGGUGGAGAAGACAAAGGAGGAGAUAGAAGGGGAGGAAGAAAAGACAAUAGAGGAGAACGAGAAGACGGAGGAGGAGGUGGAGGAGGUGCAGCAGCCACUGGAGAAGAAGAAGCAUGGGGGCCUGACGAGGAUGGACAAGACACUCCGCUCACACCGCUCGCUCAUCCGCCACAUGGUGCUGUGCGGUGGCCAGGCGACGGCACAAUAG